AUGUAUCUAGACAACGUCAGUAUUCCCAUGCGGAUCUACCAGACGGAUAGCGGACUCCCGGGCGACGCGCCAUCGCGGUUGCAGUUCGCGAACCCGACGUUUACGAACUGGAUGGGGACGACAUCUGGGAGCACGAGUAUGCGCGAUCCACUCCGCUUCGUACAUGUUCAAGCUAACGGCGAUGAACAGUCAUCGACUUCCAGUGUAGUCCCGCCGCCCCGUGCCCAGGAAUGGUGUUUCAAGACAUCACCAUCACAAUCCUGA
Molecule: messenger RNA, 264 nt
Organism: Fibroporia radiculosa
Lineage: Eukaryota; Fungi; Basidiomycota; Agaricomycetes; Polyporales; Fibroporiaceae
Exons: 2
Coding region: 1-264 (87 amino acids)
Source: RefSeq, a predicted model, not a curated record